Acanthaster planci (crown-of-thorns starfish) is the source of this 4175-nucleotide messenger RNA. Its product is annotated as cholesterol 24-hydroxylase-like. Gene Ontology annotation, biological process: cholesterol catabolic process. The record is from RefSeq and is a predicted model, not a curated record. Lineage: Eukaryota; Metazoa; Echinodermata; Asteroidea; Valvatida; Acanthasteridae. Gene Ontology annotation, molecular function: iron ion binding; cholesterol 24-hydroxylase activity; heme binding.
CACUGGACACGCUAGACUGAUCCUUGAGAAAAUCAAUGCAGGAUCGUCCUUUUCGGGGUUUGUGGUGGAACAAAUGAAAAUCUUCGGCCCCGUGUUUGCACUCUUCAUGUUCUCUAAGCCCUCUGUUAUCUGUCUUGAACCAAGCUGUGUUAAGAAAAUCCUUCAUUCCACGACGCACUUCAAACCACCUGCCGAAGUACAGUUUUUCUGGAGUGUGUUUGGUCAGCGAUAUCUUCAUCACGGACUCCUUACCGAGUCUAAUGUGCCAAAACACAUGAAACGUCGGGCGUUGUUCGAUCCAGCUUUCCACAGAAAGUACCUCAAGACUUUGAUCUCAACUUUCAACCAAAGUGCAAAUGUACUGAUUGAAAAAUUGACAAACGUGGCAGAUGGAAAAACUGUGGUACCCAUGUUGGAUGAGUUCAACAAAUUUACUCUAGAUGUCCUUGCAAAGGUUGCCUUCGGUUUGGAUCUCUUGGAAGAUAAAGGGUUCAACAAGGCAAUCUGCAAAUCACUUACUGGAGUGGAGAUAUGCUUCUACAAGCCAUGGAUACAGUGGAGCCCUCUACCAGCGCAUGCCAAGUUCCGAGAGGAGUGUCGCGAGGGUGUUCGGCUCAUUCGGGAGACAGGACGGAAGUGCGUCCUGGACCGCAUCGCCGCGAAGAAGCGAGGAGAGAAAAUCCCCAAUGACAUACUGACGUACAUUCUUCAGCAGUCCAAUGACUUGCAGGAUGACGAGGACUUCACAAUGGAGAACAUGCUGGACGAGUUCUGCACCUUCUUCAUUGCCGGCCAAGAAACUACUGCUAACAUGAUGGCCUUUAUGCUGGUGGAACUGGGGCACCAUCCCGAUGUUAUGCACAGGUUGCAAACGGAGGCUAAAGCAGUUCUUGGGGACAGUGAUUAUGUCAAAUUUGAGGACUUGGGGAAACUAGAAUAUAUGAUGCUGGUGAUAAAGGAAACUUUGCGACUUUGGCCCCCCGUGAUUGGAACAAGUCGUCAGUUGGCUCAUGACGAAAUGCUCUUCGGCUACAAAAUACCUGCUGGCACACCCGUGUGGCUCAACACUUACACCAUGGGAAGGAAUGACAAAUGUUUCCCUGAUCCUCUCGUUUUCAACCCUGAGCGAUUUAUCGACACGUCAGAAGACAGACAGCUUUUUACCCACUUCCCCUUUUCCAUGGGUAUAAGGUCCUGCAUUGGUCAACAAUUUGCACUGAUUGAGGCCAAACUAAUCAUGAGCCGACUGCUGCAGAAGUUCAACUUCAGUCUGGCUCCCGGCCAGCUCCGAGACGAUGUCCUGCAGGAGAUCCUGAUCAAGCCGAAGGGACGCUGCAAGAAUUACCUCACUCUCGCAGAAUAAGUUGGUACUGGUUCACUUUUAUAACAUGCCUACAUAAGGAAACCAGUGGCAUGCCCUUGUCUGGAAUAAACACUGGUACAGAGAUUGAAAUCAGACAAGGAUGGGGUGGAAAGUGGAAAGUCCAGCUCUAUAUUAAUCCUCAAUAAUUUUAUGAAGGGCAAAAUCAAUGCUGCAGAAAUGUUGAUGUUGCAUACGUCUCCUAUCCAAUCAGUAUCCCCCCAUUUAUAUCUCUCUUUACUGAAAAUCAUUUAUGUUAAUCAAAAUAAUUAAAAUGAAAAUAAGUAAAACAGAAAUAAAUAAAAUCCUUUAUGGACAUACAGUACCCGAACACAUAAAUAAAGCACACUGUUAUUUUAGACGCAAAUUCGGGUUGGGUUUCAGUCUUUUAUCUACUUUGAAUUUUAUUUUCUAAUUAUAUUUUCUUUAUCUUGUUUUCUUAUUCGUUCAUGUGUCACAAGAAUUAAGUACCAAAUAAACAUAGUACCAUGUUUACACUUUUCCAGAAGCGUGUUACACAAUAUACAGUGCAUUUUAUCACUUGAAGAAUUCACUUUACUGUUGUUGUUUAAACUCACAAGCAUUAAUCCUUAAUGUACGAGUCCCCUUUAUCACAAACAAAAUGUAUUAUCCUUUUAAUAAAAAUAACUCAAAACAUAAAUGCAGGUAAGUCUUAUAAUAACUUGACAAGCUUCAACCCUUCCAGCUUCACCGUCAUUACAGCAAUCAGAUUAAAGUUAGGUGUAAAUGUUUAAUGCUUAAAUGUAAUACAGUGUUUUUGUGGGGAAAUAACGCCCUCCCAGAGGAAAUCCUGAAACCCAGAAGAGAAACGAACAAAGGGUGGUCGUUGGGGAGGUGAAGAGAUACUUUCGUUGUUGUCUGAAAGGCUGCAUGUAAUGACGAUUGUGCUGCUGUCACUAGUACUGCACUGAAUUCAUCGCCAUUGUUAAUAAACAAAAGUCUCCACCAACCACGUGCACGCUCAUCGCACGUCAACAGGCAUGGCGUGAGACUCGCCGGCCAAUAUCCGUGCGAUACCGUCUUGCGUUGCUUGCAUAAUUAGGGAUCGUCACUAGUUUUGUUUGCCACUUAACGUUGCUAUGUAAACACUGAUUUAAGGACGAUAGCUUAACACUUCGGGGACUGCGUUCCAUAAAGCAGAUGAAAAUUGCGCUUAAUCUGCAAUUAUGGACAGACAGUACCCAAACGCAUAAAUAAAGCACAUUGUUAUUUUUAGACGCAAAUUCGGCUUUGGGUUCAGGAGUCCUUUACAUGAGUAUAUCCACUUUGAACUUUUUUCUAAUUAUAGUUUCUUUAUCUUGUUUUCUUAUUAUUCGUUCGUGUGUCACAAGAUUAAAUACCAAAUAAACAUAGUGCAUGUUUACACUUUUCCAGAAGCGUGUUUCAAAAUACACAGUGCAUUUCAUCACAAGAAGAAUUCACUUUAUAUACUGUUGUUGUUUAAACUCAUAAGCACUAAUCCUUAAUUUGCGAGUUCCCUUUUAUCAUGUACAAAAUUUAGCUACCUAUUAACCUUUUAAUAACUAUAACUCAAAAUAUAAAUGCGGGUAAGUCUUAUAAUAACUUGACAAGCUUCGACCAUUCCAGCUUCACCGUCAUUAGGCCUACAAAAAUCAAAUUGAAGUUAGGUGUAAACGUCUUAAUGCCUAAAUGUAAUCCAGCGUGUUUUUGUAUGGAAUUAACACCACAAGUCGCCUGACGCAAAAGCUUGCCUUGGGCCAGGCGACUCCCCACAAAAACCCGGAAACCCACAGAAAACAUGAAAAAAAACCUGCCGAACACAGAAAAGCAGGGACUAAGAGGGACACCCAAUCUCGCACACUUUGAUGCUAUAUGCGGAUGUACUUGUGAAAGUGUCAGGCUGCCACUUGCCCUUGAGCAUCUGAGUAUCCAAGGGAAACUGCGUGGCAUGCUGCCCUUAACCGGAAACUGUGGGCAGUGUAAAUUGUUGGGUUUAAAUCUACAUGAGUAAGUGUUGACCUGAGAGUCUGAGUAAAUGCUCUCUGACUGACAGGCUGCCCAUUGGGCCAGCAGUACAGAAAAACUGAUUUGAAAGAUGCUGGCUUUUCCGAGUACGUCAACAAACUUUGGACUGGCCAGUGUAUAUCACUCUGUCGUGCAAUAUCAAUACAGGAUUGUCUGCCCUGUGAAUAUUUGAAGUUCUGAAACACCAACUUCAACCCUCUGUGUCAUGGUAAGCAUAACAUUAUCCAGUUUCAAAACAUUUACUGUGUUACUAUAUGAAGCUCUUAUAUACCGGCAUUGAUUGACUCCCCGUCCGGGUAAGACAAAUGGUAUGCAGAAUUGUCCUGCUUGCUUUUUAGGGACUUAAAAAUACAAAGCUAAACACGUUGUGUUAAUAUUUUAAACAAAUGCGUGUUGAUACAUUAAUAAAUUAGACACAAUGACAUAUUUUGGUAUUAAUAACGACACAAAAACACGUUGAUUCGGUGGUAAAACGUUCUGUACGCGUGUAUGCACGCAUGCCGAACUAUUGUGCACGUAAUUCGGAGGUAUAUCACCGCUGUAAUGAGCGAAGAGACUAUGGUGUGGGGCCUAAUGGUCGGUCAAUCAGUGCUGGGGGCAGUACCCCCACCUUUUGGGCUGGGGGCAUGAACCCCCACUUUUGCAAAUCUUAUAAUGAGGUGGGGCUUAAUGGAUCAGCCUAUUAAUGGAUGAUACUUGAUAGUCUAACAACUGCCCCCCAGCGGCACUUCGUGGUGUCAUGUGGGUGAAAAGCCGCUUGCGCCCACGUUUGCACCCACCGUGAUCUUGUCACGUUACGAAAGGGCGA